CCAUCCUGAACUAUGGCUGCUGCAACCCGCAAAAAAGCACUGAGAUUUUUCUCUCAGUUCGGAGCUUUUAUUCUAACCCGGUUCGGCUUCUGGAACUGCUUCGCCAUGUUGAUGCUGUUCGCGGAGCGCGCCGACGUCAAACGGAAGCCAGAUAUCCAGGUGCCUUACCUGUACAUAGAUCUGGGAGCUGCAGUGCUGUGUGCCAGUUUCAUGUCGUUCGGGGUGAAGAGAAGAUGGUUCGCGCUGGCAGCUGCCAUUCACCUGGCCCUCAGCACAUAUGUGUCCUAUGUGGGAGGACAGGUCCAUUAUGGAGACUGGCUGAAGGUACGGAUGUACUCCCGAGCAAUGGCCAUCAUCGGAGGCUUUCUGAUUCUGUCCAGUGGAGCAGGGGAGGUUUACAGACAGAAACCUCGCACACGCUCACUUCAGUCCACUGGGCAGGUCUUCCUGGGCAUUUACUUGAUAUGUAUGGUUUACUCACUUCAGCACAGUAAGGAGGACCGGCUGGCUUAUCUGGACCACAUUCCCGGUGGAGAGAUGACCGUGCAGCUGCUGGUGCUGGUGUUCGGUGUGCUGGCGCUCGCAUACCUCUCGGGAUGUUACGUGCGCGUGGCUUCACAGAUCCUGGCUGUCCUCUUACCGCUGGUCAUCCUCUUCAUCGACGGUAACAUCGGUUAUUGGCACCGCAGCUGCAGAGUGGAGUUCUGGAACCAGGUGAAGCUCAUCGGGCAGAACGUGGGCAUCUUCGGAGCCGUGCUCAUUCUGGCCACCGACAGCUAAAGAUGCAUGAAAGAUCUCUGUACAGGACAAACGGUGAGCUCGUGUGUGUCUCAGGGGAUCAUUUUGAUGACGUUAAUGCUCUGAACGUGCGGACGUUCAAAGGUGCCGAGGAUGCAAUUCUCAGCUCGCUCUUUGGAGUAUCAGAUCGCGAGCGUAAAGUCUUCUGAAGACUGUUUACAUUACAUUUUGUUUGCUUUUUUUUUAAUAUGCGGUAUUUAAAAUUGAAUAACGACUACAAGUCUUAAAAGCUAAAGCUGAAUGCUGAUUUAAAGGGGUAGUUCACGCACAAAUAGAAAGUUAUUAUCUAUUUACCCUCAGGUCGUUUCCAUCCUUCUUGAGAUAAUUUUUUCCUGUUGAACACAAAAGAAGAUAUUUUGAAGAAUGUUGAAAUCCUGUAACUAUUGAUCUGUAGGAAAAACAAAUACUAUGGAAGUGGUUGCAGCUUUCUUCAAAAUAUCUUCUCUUUCGUUCAACAGAUAAGAGAAACACAGGUUUGAAACAAGUAAAUGGUGAGUAAACGAUGACAGAAUUGUAAUUUUUGGGUGAACUAUCCCUAUUAAGGGGACGACGAUGAGUCUUAAUAGUUAAAUUAAAGUUGAAUGGUGAUUUAAAGGGGUAGUUCACACACAAAUGGAAAGUUGCUCAUUAUUUAUUCAUCCUCAAGUCGUUUCCAUCCUUCCUGAGUUUAUUUUUAUCUGUUGAACACAAAAGAAGAUAUUUUGAAGAAUGCUGAAAUCCUCUAACCCCUUGACUUCUAUUGUUGGAAAACAAUUACUAUGGAAGUCAAUGGUUGCAGCUUUCUUCAAAAUAUCUUCACUUGUGUUCAACAGAAAAGAGAAACACAGGU
Danio aesculapii is the source of this 1627-nucleotide messenger RNA. RefSeq names its product transmembrane protein 101 (gene tmem101). NCBI's taxonomy places the organism in Eukaryota, Metazoa, Chordata, Actinopteri, Cypriniformes, Danionidae. The transcript is spliced from 4 exons. The record is from RefSeq and is a predicted model, not a curated record. The coding region runs from base 13 to 780 and encodes 255 amino acids. Gene Ontology annotation, biological process: positive regulation of canonical NF-kappaB signal transduction.